AUGAUUGUGUGGCUUGGUGGUGCUUUGCUCCUAGCCUUUGGGCUCAUUCUCAUCUCUGCCUGGAGAUGGGAACUAAGAAGCCAUGGAGAUGUAAAGUACCCCAAGAGCUUACCUUCAUUGCCUUUCAUUGGGAGUUUACUUCACCUUGGGAAUCACCUCCCUCCACACAUCCUGUUCUGUAAUCUGCAGAAAAAGUAUGGCAGCCUCUACUCCUUUAAGAUGGGUUCCCACUAUGUAGUCAUUGUGAAUAACCAUGUGGACGCCCGGGAGGUUUUGCUGAAGAAGGGAAAAACGUUUGCUGGAAGACCCCGCACUGUCACAACCGAUAUAUUGACAAGAGAUGGAAAAGAUAUUGCUUUUGCCGACUACAGCCCCACUUGGAAGUUUCACCGCAAAUUGGUGCACUCCGCUCUCUGCAUGUUUGGUGAAGGGACCUUCGCCAUUGAGCAGAUCAUUUCUCGUGAAGCCUCCUCUAUGUGCCAAACCCUUACCACUUUCCAGACCUCACCAUUGGACAUGGCUCCAGAAUUGGCACGGGCUGUCACCAACGUAGUUUGUUCAUUGUGUUUCAACACAAGAUAUAGCAGAGGUGAUGAAGAGUUUCAGACCAUGCUAAGAUACAGCAAAGGCAUUGUGGACACUGUGGCAAAGGACAGCUUGGUUGACAUAUUUCCCUGGCUUCAGAUAUUCCCAAACAAGGACCUCGAUUUAUUGAAAGAGUCAGUAACAACCCGGGAUCAGCUGCUCCUGAAGAAACUGAAAGAGCAUGAGGAGGCAUUUUGCAGUGAAACGGUCAAUGACCUAUUAGACGCUCUUCUGAAAGCCAAACUCAGCAUGGAAAAUAACAACAGCAAUAUCUCCAAUGAUGUGGGCCUGACAGAGGAUCACAUCCUGAUGACCGUUGGGGAUAUAUUUGGAGCAGGAGUAGAGACAACAUGUACAGUGAUGAAAUGGGCAAUUGCAUAUUUAUUACACUACCCAGAGGUACAGAAGAAAAUCCAGGAGGAAAUGGAUGUGAAGGUGGGAUUUGGGAGAUGUCCACUACUAAGCGACAGAAAAAUCUUACACUAUUUGGAGGCCACCAUAGCUGAAGUUCUAAGGAUUCGUCCUGUCUCCCCUCUACUGAUUCCUCAUGUAGCUAUGAAAGAUACCAGCAUUGGAGAAUACACCAUACCUAAAGACACCCGGGUGGUUGUAAAUCUGUGGUCCAUGCAUCACGACGAGAAGGAAUGGGUGCGCCCUGGAGACUUUAAUCCAGAUCGCUUCAUAGAUGAAAAUGGACACCGUAUGUAUUCGCCAAGCCAAAGUUACCUACCAUUUGGUGCAGGCAUUCGAGUAUGCCUUGGAGAAGCCCUGGCCAAGAUGGAAGUCUUUCUUUUUCUCUCCUGGAUCUUGCAAAGGUUCACUCUGGAGAUCCCUGAGGGAGAUUCUUUGCCAGACCUGGAGGGGAAGUUUGGGGUUGUGCUUCAGGUGAAACCAUUCAAGGUGACAGCAAAGCUGAGAGAUGUCUGGAAGGACAUUGACAUCACUACAUAAACCAUGCACACUGCAAUACGUGGGGAUCUCAGAGUACUUAAGAGUAAUAUAUUAGUCAGGCCAUGUGCGGGUUAAUCUGUUUUUACUAUGUAGUACCACAAUAGUCUCUCACUGUCAUGUC
Bufo gargarizans (Asiatic toad) is the source of this 1657-nucleotide messenger RNA. RefSeq names its product steroid 17-alpha-hydroxylase/17,20 lyase. Gene Ontology annotation, molecular function: heme binding; iron ion binding; steroid 17-alpha-monooxygenase activity. NCBI's taxonomy places the organism in Eukaryota, Metazoa, Chordata, Amphibia, Anura, Bufonidae. Bases 1 to 1536 code for a protein of 511 amino acids. The record is from RefSeq and is a predicted model, not a curated record. The transcript has 8 exons. Gene Ontology annotation, biological process: hormone biosynthetic process; progesterone metabolic process.